GCACGACCAAGUUGGCUAACAAUACGGAAAUUCGCCUACUUCGUCAUUUCCGGUAGUUUUGAGCGUUUGGAUACGGUUGACCCCCCUCUAGUGGGGGGAAACAAGAAUAAACCGGCGGCUGCCGCACAAGACCGCUUGGGUAAUGUAGUCCACAUAACGAUGACCACUCAUAGAUAGUCUGUGACCUCUGUAGAUGUCGGCGUAUCGAGAAAUACAUUAACCAGAAGCCCCCGCGACGGCUCAACCCGAGCUACGCAAGGAAUCAUGAAUUACGCUCGGUUUCUGACAGCAGUGAGCGCAGCCAGAAAGCCCUCCCCCAUCAGGAUGCUGACUGAGCUGCAGCAGCGGUCGCCUCCAUCCUUAAUCUCUUUGGCUGGAGGAGCGCCCAACCCGAACACCUUCCCCUUCCUGUCAGCGUCCAUUAAGGUGAAGAAUGGACAGACACUCACGUUCAAUGAGGCGACGAUGAAGAGGGCUCUGCAGUACUCUGCCUCUAAUGGAAUACCCGAGCUUCUGACGUGGAUGAAGAACCUGCAGAAGAACCUCCACAACCCACCGACCGCCGGCUACACCCCCGAGAACGGCCAGAUGGACAUUUGUAUAACCACGGGGAGCCAGGAGGGGCUCUGUAAGUUGUUUGAGAUGCUGGUCAACCCUGGAGACAACGUUCUGCUGGAUGCGCCCACUUAUGCAGGCACACUUGCAGCGAUCCAGCCGCUCGGUUGCAACUUAAUCAACGUACCCAGCGAUCAGCACGGCAUCAUACCCGCAGCCCUGAAGGAGGUUUUGUCUCGGUGGGACCCCUCAGAGGUCCACAAACCCGGCAGCUCUGCUCCCAAGAUUCUCUACACCAUCCCCAACGGAGGAAACCCCACCGGUGCCUCCAUGACGGCUCAGAGGAAGCAGGAAGUGUAUGAGCUGGCCAGGCAGUACGACAUGCUCAUCAUCGAGGACGACCCGUACUACUUCCUGCAGUUUGACAAGCCGUGGGCUCCCUCGUUUCUCUCCAUGGAUGUUGAUGGGAGGAUUAUCAGGACAGACUCCUUCUCUAAGAUCCUGUCUUCAGGGCUGAGGAUAGGUUUUGUGACGGGUCCCAAACCGCUGGUAGACAGGGUGGUGCUGCACAUCCAGGCCUCGACAAUGCACACCAGUACCUUCACGCAGCUCAUGGUGUCUGAGUUGUUGCACAGCUGGGGCCAAGAGGGUUUCCUCCAACACAUAGAUGGGGUGAUUGAGUUUUACCGGAAACAACGCGAUGCCAUGAUCAGCUCUGCAGACAAGUGGCUCAAAGAAAGCCCCCCCAAUCCGACGUCAGAAAGGUGUGGAAGGAGGACCGCCUUCUGACGAAGUAUACUGGCAGCUUAAAUACUGAAGCUUUGCAAAUGUUUUGCGCAAAAAAAUCCAUUGAACAUAUUUGCCAGUAAAUAUACACUGAAUGCAUUUUUGUGAGAAAUACAGAAUGUAAACAUAACUUUUGUUUGCUUACAAGAAAAGUCCACAGGGUACCUUUUUAAUAAUCUUUUGUUGAAAUAAAUAAAUCUGCAAAAAUAAAAACCUGUAUCAAGCCCGAUCUGGCAUUUGUGCAUAAUAGGGGUCCUCCCUAGACUCUCCAAUCAGCAAUAUAAAAAGUGGCUCGCUGUAGUCUUUACUGUUGCUAAAAAAGGGCAUUUACGGUAAUUCAAGAUUGGUCAAAUGCACUGUUAUAACUUACUAAACUAAAAUAACUUUAGUUAAAUAUUUAUGUCAUGUGGCUAAAAGCUCCGGAAAACCAAGUGAGUGGACCUUGUGAUAAGAAUUUUUUGUCAGACUAUAGUCAUUUACAUUAAUACAGACUCUGAAUGAUUAUGAUGCUGUAUGCUCUGACAAUUUGUGUACUGAAUCUCUUAUUAUUUAGUUUUCAUUUGUCUGCUUUGUUUGUAUUUGUUGUAUAUGGG
Molecule: messenger RNA, 1934 nt
Organism: Siniperca chuatsi (mandarin fish)
Lineage: Eukaryota; Metazoa; Chordata; Actinopteri; Centrarchiformes; Sinipercidae
Gene: aadat
Product: aminoadipate aminotransferase
Exons: 13
Coding region: 265-1344 (359 amino acids)
Biological process (GO): biosynthetic process
Molecular function (GO): pyridoxal phosphate binding; L-kynurenine:2-oxoglutarate transaminase activity
Source: RefSeq, a predicted model, not a curated record